Messenger RNA from Tribolium castaneum (red flour beetle), 1383 nucleotides. Its product is annotated as lysosomal aspartic protease. Gene Ontology annotation, molecular function: aspartic-type endopeptidase activity. The coding region runs from base 131 to 1285 and encodes 384 amino acids. Gene Ontology annotation, biological process: cell death; proteolysis. NCBI's taxonomy places the organism in Eukaryota, Metazoa, Arthropoda, Insecta, Coleoptera, Tenebrionidae. The record is from RefSeq and is a predicted model, not a curated record. The transcript is spliced from 7 exons. Gene Ontology annotation, cellular component: lysosome.
GUCAUUCUAACCCAACAAUUUGCUCGAACAAACAUAUCUUAUUAAUCUUUUUGUUAUCGCGCGAGUUCUUAUAAAUACAAAUAGCCGGCAGAGUUAAAGUUCAGUCGGUUUAUUGCAAUCUCUCAACACAAUGCUGAGGUCAAGUGUGAUAUUUUUCAUAGUUUGUGUUCUUGUGGCGAAUGCUUUUGUCCGAGUGCCUUUAUAUAAGGUAAAGUCGGCUAGACGCAGUCUACAAGAAGUGGGCACACAUGUGCAACAAGUCCGCAUGAGGUAUGGGGGCCCUACUCCUGAACCUCUCUCCAAUUAUCUGGAUGCGCAAUAUUACGGGCCGAUUUCAAUUGGGAACCCCCCGCAAAAUUUCAAGGUUGUUUUUGAUACAGGAUCAUCCAAUUUAUGGGUGCCUUCCAAGAAAUGUCAUUAUACAAACAUAGCCUGCUUGCUUCACAAUAAGUAUGAUUCGUCACAGUCAAAGACCUACAAGAAAAACGGCACCGAUUUUGCUAUUCAAUAUGGAUCGGGGAGUUUGAGUGGAUUCUUAUCAACUGAUAUUGUUACAGUUGGCGGUUUAAAGGUACAACAACAAACAUUUGCUGAAGCCAUGAGCGAACCAGGUCUAGCAUUUGUUGCCGCAAAAUUCGACGGAAUUUUAGGAAUGGCCUACAACCGCAUCUCAGUUGAUGGUGUCACUCCAGUCUUCUAUAACAUGAUUCAACAAAAUUUAGUCGCCCAACCCGUCUUCUCAUUCUAUCUUAAUAGAGAUCCAAGUGCUGCACAAGGCGGAGAAAUAAUUUUGGGAGGAUCAGAUCCAGCUCACUAUAAAGGAGACUUUACCUAUUUGUCUGUUGAUAGACAAGCGUAUUGGCAGUUCAAAAUGGAUAGCAUAAGUGUUGGUGGUAAAAACACGUUCUGUGCCAAUGGUUGUGAAGCUAUUGCUGACACUGGCACUAGUUUGAUCGCAGGACCGGUUAGUGAAGUGCAAGGAAUCAACAAAGCAAUAGGUGCUACUCCCAUUGUUGGAGGGGAAUAUAUGGUGGACUGUAACUUGAUUCCAAAUUUACCAUUGAUCGACUUCACUCUAGGAGGCAAGAAUUUCACAUUGGAGGGAAAAGACUAUGUUCUAAGGGUGGCACAAAUGGGCAAAACUAUUUGCUUGUCUGGUUUCAUGGGCAUUGAUAUCCCACCACCAAAUGGGCCCUUGUGGAUUUUGGGAGAUGUGUUUAUCGGGAAAUUUUAUACAGAGUUUGAUUUAGGAAACAACCGAGUUGGGUUUGCCGUUGCUGCUUAAAUAGUUUUCUGUGUUUAUCGUUCCAAAGAUUUUUUUUAAGUUGUAAAGCUUGUAGAUACCUUCAAUACAAUAAAGCGUCGUUGCAGUUUUCCUUAAUA